GCCCAUCUAGGCUGCCUGACCUGUCGCGCACGCAAGGUGAAGUGCGACGAGACACAUCCACUUUGCAACAAUUGCCGCAACCUGGAUGUGGAGUGUCAAUGGGGCCAAGGAUCCAGACGACAGGGAUCUACUGCAUCUCUUUCCGAUCAAGCCGGUCGACCCUCCGAUCCACAGACCAGAGCCGGGCCCCGUUCUCCCGCGUGCUUUACCUGUCGCUACGCCCGGUCCAGAUGCUCCAAGACCCGCCCGUCGUGCACCCGCUGUGCCAUCUACGGCCACGAAUGCAGUUACCCCGAGACGAAUAAGGGACGGUCGCUGACGUCCUCUGCCCAGUCCUUGAUGCAAAGACUUCGAAGUAGUCGCUCACCGUCGCCUGCCAUCUCCUUGGAAGAUGAGUCGAGAACCAUUGCUCCUGUCUAUGACCGUGCUAUGGUAUCUCCCCCCGAGCUUCCCAGCGACGAGAGCCGUGUCGGGUUCAGUUAUGAAACAAUACAGGAGAAUCUGGUGAUGAACACUGGCUUGCUCAACACAUGCAAUGGGUUGGAUGUGUUUGGUCCUGAUACUGUUCACAACGUUUUGUUGCCGACCCGUUCCGACUCAAUACUCAACUCCGCUAGUCCCAGUAAGACGCAAGCGGACAGGUCUCAUCAACCCGCUCAAAUCAAUCUGCCUAGCCAGGAUCGACUGGAGCGUCUUGCUGUGGCUUUCUUUCUUCACGUUCAUGUCUAUCGCGCCAAUGCGUUUCUCCACCGAGACCGAACGCUCACUGCCAUCCGCGAUGGAACCUUAUCCGCGGCGAUUGUCCUCGCUCUCUGUGCUGUUGGGGGGAGAUUCUCCUUUCCUCCGGAGUCUGAAGAGACAGUGAUGGCCUGGGCAACAGAUGCAGGUGUUCAAAUCAUAGCAUCGACGGACGUAAACAGAGACAACAUCGCGGCUUCCCUUCUGCUAACCAUCUAUUAUCAACAGGCGGGUCAGUUUGCACGAUCCCAUCUCUGGUCCGGGAUUGCCAUUAACCAGGCAAUUACCCUCGGCCUGCAUCGCGAAGCCCCACUAAGAAAUCACACCUUCGUCGAGAGCGAACGCGAUCGACGGAUAUUCUACGCAUGUUACGCGAUGAGCCGGCUCAUAUCCAACGGCGCACCGGAGUCGAUUCAGUGCCCCUCGUCUCGCAUCAGGCUCAAGCUACCGUGCGACGGCUUCAACUACCGGAUGGAUGUUUCUGUGGAAACACCAUACGCCCAGUUGGAGGAGGCCGAGGGGCCCUCAGGGUCAGCUGACACCCACCAAUGCGUGGGAGCCAUAGGGUUUUGGGUGCGCUUAGUCGGGGUCCGAACUAUGACUCGGCGAUACUUUCACACCCUCACCGAAAGCCAACAGCAGCAGCAGCAGCAGGAAAGCGACACACGAGCAGUGUCCGGGGGUAACCAAAGAUGCCCCAUGAUAUUACCGUCAUUAGCACCGUGGAGUCCCAGUUCCCCGUAUGCAGCAUGCAUGGCCAAGCUAGCCGUCAUCCGAGAGUCGCUACCUAUCAGGUUCCAGCUCUCCCGCGAACGCGUCGCGCAGCUCGCCGAAUCUCCCGUCCUCGGCCAAAUCGUGCUGUUCUACCUGUGGUGGAACAUAUGCCACAUUGAACUAUGCAGCAUGGCGUUGACGGGGUACGCGCAAUCGUUGGACGAGGAUACUCUCGCUGCCGCUCCGGAUGGCUGGGUCCAACAGACGCGCCAGAAAUGCUUGCGGCAUGCGCAGGCUAUAACUGAUGUGCUGGAACUCCUUGAUCGGGAGCUAUCGGGGCAUCCGCUGACGAUCUACGACCAUACCAUCGCGCAUGUAGUUUACCUGUCCCUUCGAGUGCAGUUGGAAGUCGGACUCGUAGAGGAUGAGAUCCCGUCUCGGUUGAGGAACCGAUUUGAGAUGAUGCUCGCGUUUGUGAAACGAACAAGUACCUAUUUCCGAUCGGUUCAGCUUGUGGUGAGAUUAAGCCUUGCUCAUCCUUGA
Messenger RNA from Aspergillus brunneoviolaceus CBS 621.78, 1995 nucleotides. Its product is annotated as Zn(II)2Cys6 transcription factor. Gene Ontology annotation, biological process: regulation of DNA-templated transcription; DNA-templated transcription. Gene Ontology annotation, molecular function: DNA binding; DNA-binding transcription factor activity, RNA polymerase II-specific; zinc ion binding. The annotation marks the transcript as partial. Gene Ontology annotation, cellular component: nucleus. The record is from RefSeq and is a predicted model, not a curated record. The transcript has 2 exons. NCBI's taxonomy places the organism in Eukaryota, Fungi, Ascomycota, Eurotiomycetes, Eurotiales, Aspergillaceae.